Molecule: messenger RNA, 2496 nt
Organism: Ascochyta rabiei
Lineage: Eukaryota; Fungi; Ascomycota; Dothideomycetes; Pleosporales; Didymellaceae
Product: Lipase 5
Exons: 3
Coding region: 1-2496 (831 amino acids)
Biological process (GO): lipid metabolic process
Molecular function (GO): triacylglycerol lipase activity
Source: RefSeq, a predicted model, not a curated record
AUGUCCUUCCUGUCUGACACGGUGCUGUCAGGGGGCAGCACGCGACUGCACGUAGCCGGGCAUCAGAAGAGCAGCAUCAGAAAGAGCAAAAGCCAUGGCGGACUUCUCUCACCCCUAGCGAAACUCAUUCGCAGCCCAGUGCAGUCGAUAGGAGCUGCAGUGGGCAAUCACUACAACGCGUCUUUCCAGGAUGCGCUGGACGAGGGUGCAGAUCGCAGGCAGAUCUUGUACCUGCGCAUGAAGAAUGCCGAAACGUACAACGAAUGGCAGGCCGCAGCGACCGACCUCGACGUCCUGGAGGGAAACAAUGCCUGGAAGGAAGAACACGGGUCGCCAGAGUACGACGCCGCGCUGGUCGCUGCCCGUCUCCAGGAGAUGGACGAUGCGCGGCUCAGCUGCGACGUGAAGAAGAUGCUGUUCCUGAUACGGACAACACUCACCCGGGACCUCGGCGACAUGGGCGGCCUGCAGCUGUACAAGCACUCCCAUAUCGGCACAAAGAAGCUGAUCGAGCGGUACAUCGACUCGGCCCAGCAGACCAUGACAGCCCUGCUCCAUGUCUCCGCUAAGCAAGCGGAGCAGUGUCCGGUGGACUCGGAGACCCUGGUCCUUCAACUCUUGCAGGCACGUCAGUCGUUCGGACGCAGCGCGCUCCUGCUGUCAGGAGGCGGCACGUUCGGCAUGAACCACAUUGGAGUCGUCAAGAGCCUGUGGGACGCGGGUCUGCUGCCGCGUAUCAUAUCAGGAGCCUCCGCUGGAAGCAUUGUCUGCGCUGUUCUGUGCACCAAGACUGACGCAGAGAUACCACAAGUCCUGCACGAGUUCUGCUACGGAGAUCUCGACGUGUUCGAGAAAGCUGGCGAGCCCGAAGGCAUCCUGCAGAAGGUGGCGCGAUUGUGCCAGACCGGCACCUUGUUCGACAUGACUCACUUGAAAAGGGUCAUGCGACAGAUGCUCGGGGACAUGACGUUCCAGGAGUCGUACAAUCGCACCAGGCGCAUACUCAACAUUCCCGUGUCGACAUCCUCAAUCUAUGAGCUGCCCCGGCUUCUGAACUACAUCACAGCGCCCAAUGUGAUGAUCUGGUCAGCAGUAUGCACUUCGUGCUCGGUGCCUCUUGUAUAUGCACAAGCUCAGCUCAUGGCCAAGGACCUGAAGACGGGCAAGGAGGUGCAUUGGGACGCAGAUCCUGACGCCAAAUGGAUCGACGGAUCCGUGGACAACGACCUCCCCAUGACACGCCUCGCCGAGAUGUUCAAUGUCAACCACUUCAUCGUCUCACAGGUAAAUCCACACGUGGUCCCGUUCUUGGAGAAAGAAGAAGAAAUGGUAGCUGCGGAAGCGCAAGGCACUGCUUUCUCAGCAGGCCCACACUGGAUGAGCAGCGUGGCGAGUCUUGCCAAAGGCGAAGUGUUGCAUCGGCUCCAGGUGCUCGCUGACAUGGGUGUCUUUCCUACCUACGUCACCAAGCUCAGAGGGCUGCUCAGCCAGCGUUACUCAGGCGACAUCAACAUCUUCCCGGCCAUUUCGUACGCGGACUUUCCUCGGGUCCUCAGCAACCCAACGACGGAAUACAUGCUUGGCUGCCUGCUCACAGGGCAAAGAGCUACCUGGCCGAAACUGUCAAGGAUACAAAACCAUGUCGCAAUCGAGCUUGCCCUGGAUAAUUUAAUCCAGAAGUUGAGGGCACGCACCGUCUUCAACUCAGCCCAGACAGCGCUUCGUCCCAACACCCUAUCGCGUCCCAAUUCCCAAGGUCACGAGUCUUCAACAGUGCCUCGAACACGACCAAAUAGCAAGGCACCACGGUACCAGACGAAGACAGAGCCCUCGAGUCCCAUACUGUCGAGAUCGGCCUUGAUCAGUCCUCUCCUCUCGCGCUCCACUCCUCGGCUGUCCGCGCAGGCUGACCACACUUCCAGCCGUGAGCGGUUGCUGAAGGCCCCCAGUGCGUCCGGCAAUCGAACCACCGACACCAUCUCGUCAUCCACCAACCCUGAAGACUCUUCUGAUAAGGAGUACUAUGCAGAGAUAGACUCGGACACCUCUGAGGUGCUCUCCUCUCCAUCGCCUACCACAUCACCCUCUUCGCACGGCCCGACCUUUUGGCCACCUACACGCCACAAAUCCUUGAUCUCCGUUUCGGCACCUACGACGCCUGCAACAUCGACUUCUUCCGAUCGCCACAUCGGCACGUUACUGAACCUCGCCAUGACUCCCGCUACCCACAACGUACCUCCUCCCAGCUCACCGGAGCUACGUUACAAGCGUCUGUUUCACCCGCCCGGACCGGCUGCGCCAGAAGUCAACGUCAAGCCUCCAACCCCAAACCACGUCGAGUCUCUCUGUUCUGUUACCCCCUCGACGCCCAAUAGGAGCCCGGCACACAGUCGGCGUGGUAGCGGAGCAGGUCUCAUGCUCGACAUCUCGGGUGCAAGAGGCAUGCUACGGCGCAAAAAGAGCGCUGUCGGCUUCCAGGAGAGCUACUUUGCUUAG